Messenger RNA from Symbiodinium sp. CCMP2456, 1114 nucleotides. The record is from the annotation of a GenBank genome assembly. NCBI's taxonomy places the organism in Eukaryota, Dinophyceae, Suessiales, Symbiodiniaceae.
GCAGCCGUGGCACAGUCCUUCAGCCCAGAUUGCCACCAAGUUGCCCGUGCAAAGCCAGUGUGCGGGCCAGGAGUGGCUUUGGACACGCUCGCGUCUUGAAGAAUGUGAAGUUUCUCGUUGGGUCCGCGUUGGGCCUCGUGGUCUCGUGGCGCGAUGGCGACCGGAGCAUCUUGUGCUGGUACAGGGCUUCCUGUUCUUCUUCGAGUCUGAGGAGCCAUUGCAAGUCGUCCAUGCGCUCAGCCUCUCGUCUGUUGUGUCCGUCACAGGCAGCGACCAGGCACGCCGCAACGGCGGGUUCUCCGGUGAGGAGCCCUGUCUUUUGCUUCAAGCAGUUGUUGGAGGUCGAUCGGAGGCCGUCCGCCUACGCUUUGCCGAUGAAGAAGAGACGUUGCGGUGGCAGCAACGCCUGGAGGCUGCCAAAGAGUCUGCGAAGACGCCGCAGCCGGAAUUCUUUGUGCCCACCGCAAGGUUGUGGCAGGUGCUGGAGGUGUGGAAGAAGGAGGCUGAAAGUACCAAGAGGGCCGCUGUCUCCAAGCUGCAUCAGGAGUUGGGGCAAUGGAGAUUCCCAGCUCAAGCGCUGCUGCUACAGACAUGGAUGAAGCAGCGCUUGUCGAGCCGCCUCAAUCUUUUCCUGCACCGAGCCUGCAGGGUGAGCGACAGAAAAGGUGCCGGGGUGGUAGCGGCAUCUUUAGCAGCCUUGCAUCUCUCACGCGCGGCGCAGACGCUGAAACGAAAGCGGCUGCUCUGGGCUUUUCGCUCCAUGUCGCGUUGGCGUCCCUUGCAAGGUUUGGAGAACCUUCUCCGCUGCAGAGUUCGCCGCACCUCAUGUGCGAUGCUGAAGGUGCUUCUACACUCGUGGCUGCGUGCUGCGGUUGAGUCAGCUGCCUCGGCACGAGGUCCCGAAGUGAAGGACUCCAAGGUUCUGUCUUGCCAGGUGCCGGUGCAAGCCGCUGCCUGGGAUGCUUGGCGACGUGCUGCUGCCGCAGAGGCCCUCCGAAGGCACCAGGACGCGCUGGACAACGUGCUGGACACGAACCUGGCACUUGUGCAGGAUUGCCAGGAAAUCGCCGUCAAAGUUGCUCUGCAGCGCCUGGUUGUGGCGGUGGGGACCUGA